UUUGUUUUUUUUUUCAAAAUAUAGAUGCGUCCGCCAUCUCUUUUGCAUUCGUAUAUGUAUCUAUCGAUACCUGCUUGGAAAACAAUAAUUCUGCGUAUAUACGUAUGAAUGGGGACGAAGAACAGGCGAAUCAACAGUCGGCGGCGGGUCUCCAGAAUCGGCAGCUACGCAAUUGCCUCGUCAAUCAAAGACCCAACCUGUGUUUCCUGCACAACUUUCAAUAUUCUCGCCCCUAUUUACAAAAGGAUCAGUCACAAGGAUCCGAGUUACAGAGAGAGUGAUGUGAAGGAUUUUUGGCUGAAUAGGAACAAAAGGAUUUUGGAUUGGUUGCUAUAUGAGAGAGCUUCUAUUAUCUGCCUUCAGGAAUUCUGGGUUGGGAACGAAGAGUUGGUUAGUAUUUACGAUAAGAGGCUCGGAAAUGCUGGCUAUAACAGUUUCAAGCUUGCCAGGACAAAUAAUCGAGGAGACGGUCUCCUAACUGCUGUGCAUAAGGACUACUUUAGAACCAUCAGCCACAGAGAGUUGCUUUUCAAUGAUUUCGGAGACCGUGUUGCUCAACUGCUACACGUCGAGUUAAUCGUGCCUUUCUCACAAUAUCGAAACAAUAACACACGCCACGAAAUUCUAAUAGUGAACACUCAUUUACUGUUUCCUCAUAAUUCGAGUUUGUGCUUGGAGCGUCUGCGUCAGGUCUACAGAAUAUUGCAGUAUGUGGAGUCAUACCAAAAGGAAAACAAUCUCAACCCUUUACCUAUUUUACUCUGCGGUGACUGGAAUGGGAGCAAAAAGGGUCAUGUUUACAAGUUUCUUAGGGCUCAGGGAUUUAUAUCUUCGUACGAUGCUGCACAUCUAUAUACAGAUACAGAUGCACAAAAGUGGGUGAGCCACCGUAAUCAUCGUGGAAACAUUUGUGGUGUAGAUUUUAUAUGGCUUCUCAAUCCCAAUAGAUAUAUGAAAUUACUUAAAACAAGCUGGAGCGAAGCACUCUCUGGAAUGCUCAAGCAUCAACUAAGGCGAGCCUUAGUAACAGAGGACGAUGCAUUUGCCUUUCUAAAAGCAAAUAGCCAUGGCCAUUACAUCACCUACUCUGGCUUCUACGAAGCAUUGUGCCAGCUUAAUUUGGUUGGCCACAGCCAUGGGCUCAGUUCUGAAGAGAUUAAAGAACUGUGGGAGCAAGUAGAUAUUGAUGGAAAUGGUGUUCUUGACUAUGUAGAAUUUAAGAAGCGAAUAUGGAAUGCAUGCUCAGACCAAAUAGAUGAAGUGAGGGGCAAGGUAUUGGAUGAUGUCAUAAACAAGACAGAGCAAACUAUUGGAUUCAGUGUAAAAAACGCAGUUCUCUUCCCUACAGAAGUAGAGAAAGGGAAAUGGCCCGAAGAUUACUCUCUAUCCGACCACGCUCGACUAACUGUUGUCUUUUCACCGGUGAGAAUGCCAUGCUUACGGCUGACAUCAUCAUAGAAUCUUCCAGAAGAUUUCUCGGUGCAACAAAAGAGAUAAACAAAAAAUCGAGGAUUUGUAUGCUUUUCCACAAAGGUUAAUGGCUCCUCAAAUCUAUGUGGCAUGGGCCAGCCAAGGUGGACUGUACAAGUACAAAGUAACCUUGUUUUUAGUAGGUUCGUAUUUAGAUAAGAGAACGAUGGAGAAAACUGGAUAAUUUAUUUAACCGUGGGCUCCUCUCGUAGUUUAGUGAGAUUGUCGUAUUAGAGGGAUUACUGUUUCUCUUGAAACAUAAGACAAUUUUCUUUUUUUGGAGUUUACGGUUCUUGAUUUCGUGGCUAUUAUCAGCUUUUAGUAGUGCCUCGGAUCGAAGAAGAACAAUCGGAGAAUCGAGUGGUUAUAUAUAGCUGAACAUCAUCCAUGAAGUUGAAGAGUGACAAAGCAAGAAACAUGCACAAGCCAGAUGAGUUGAACGAAUGAACGAUAACCAGAGUUCGAAGAUUAUUUUUCUUCUGUCAGGUCAGAAUAUUCAUUCGUCACGAUUUUUUCUUCAUCGUCCGAGCAGUACAUAUUAUGUUUAUUGUGCUAUCCAAUGUUUUUUUUACUUUGGAUAGAGGAAACUUGUGUUGUAUAUAUGAAGUUGUGGAGCACAUUUAUACGGAAGUUACCAAGAAUCACAGAUAAACUGAAAUUAGUUCAAUUUUUUUCUUCUUUUUUUAAAUACAACGGGCUUUCUUGUUAUGAAAAACCCGAAACUCACAUGCGACUUUGUGGCAAAUGUAAUUUAGUUUAGGGCAGAUUUCGUGGAAAGAAAAUUGUCGGAGGAUUAAAA
Molecule: messenger RNA, 2269 nt
Organism: Erythranthe guttata (spotted monkey flower)
Lineage: Eukaryota; Viridiplantae; Streptophyta; Magnoliopsida; Lamiales; Phrymaceae
Product: putative calcium-binding protein At1g02270
Molecular function (GO): 3'-5'-RNA exonuclease activity; calcium ion binding
Source: RefSeq, a predicted model, not a curated record